Kluyveromyces marxianus DMKU3-1042 is the source of this 882-nucleotide messenger RNA. It is a transcript of the gene RPF1, whose product is annotated as rRNA-binding ribosome biosynthesis protein RPF1. Bases 1 to 882 code for a protein of 293 amino acids. Gene Ontology annotation, cellular component: preribosome, large subunit precursor; nucleolus. The record is from RefSeq and is a predicted model, not a curated record. NCBI's taxonomy places the organism in Eukaryota, Fungi, Ascomycota, Saccharomycetes, Saccharomycetales, Saccharomycetaceae. Gene Ontology annotation, molecular function: rRNA primary transcript binding. Gene Ontology annotation, biological process: maturation of LSU-rRNA; maturation of 5.8S rRNA. The transcript has a single exon.
AUGGCAGUCGAUGAGAUCAGAAUCAAGAACAAGCAAAAGAGACAAAAGCUCUUUGCGGAGCUGAAGGAUCAGCAGAACAAAGAGCGUCACACUAUGAGAAGGGCGAGAGCUAAGGAAGAGAGGGAAAAUCCCGAACUAAAAGAGAAGAGACUUGCAGAAAAUGUUCCUAACACUAUCGAUAACCUUAGGGUCUAUGAUGAGACCAUGGGUCAAGAUAUUGAAGGUGAAAUGGAUGACCUUAGUAGGUUUUUCAACAACGGUAGUGAACCACCAAAAAUUCUUCUCACCACCAAUGUCAAUGCGAAGAAAAAGGCAUAUGAAUUUGCAAAUGUUCUAAUCGAAGUGUUCCCAAAUGUGACUUUUGUCAAGAGAAAGUUUGGCUACAAAUUAAAGGAGAUAGCUGAGUUUUGUAAUAACAGAAACUACACGGAUAUCGUUAUUAUUAACGAAGACAAAAAGAAGGUAACAGGGCUUACAUUUAUACAUCUUCCCGAUGGUCCUACAUUCUACUUCAAGGUCAGCUCUUACGUCGAAGUUGAGAAAAUUGUUGGCCAUGGUAGACCAACGAGUCAUAUCCCAGAAUUGAUAUUGAACAACUUUAGUACUAGGUUAGGUAAGACUGUGGGUAAACUUUUCCAAUCUAUUUUCCCAAAAAACCCAGACUUUGAAGGUAGACAAGUCAUCACCUUACACAACCAAAGAGAUUACAUCUUUUUCCGCAGACACCGUUACAUAUUUAGGAAUGAAGAAAAAGUAGGUCUUCAAGAACUUGGCCCUCAAUUCACACUAAAACUAAGGAGGUUGCAAAGGGGUAUCAAGGAAGAAACAGAAUGGGAACACAAACCAUCUAUGGACAAAGAGAAGAAGAAAUUCGUUCUAUAG